Molecule: messenger RNA, 1448 nt
Organism: Mercurialis annua (annual mercury)
Lineage: Eukaryota; Viridiplantae; Streptophyta; Magnoliopsida; Malpighiales; Euphorbiaceae
Product: chromatin remodeling protein EBS
Exons: 6
Coding region: 377-1027 (216 amino acids)
Molecular function (GO): chromatin binding
Source: RefSeq, a predicted model, not a curated record
CUCAGAUUCAGACAAAAAAAAGAAAAAACAGUAGCUAGACUCUACACUGUAUAUAGCAACAGUUUCCUCCUCCUCCUUUGAAAACAUUUCCUCCAAUAAAAUACACAGAAUGGACAGUGACGUGUCCUCCAUCUUUCUUCUGCUCGCAUAGCAACAAAACCCACCUUCACUUCUCUCUCUAACUCUCUCUCUCUAAAACUCAGAGCUUCAAAAUAAAGCUGCUCUCUUUUUCUUUAGGGUUUCUUCUAAACCCAUCUAAAACCUCCUCAAAUCUUCCAAAUUUUGCUUCUCAUUCUUCACAUUUCACCCCCGUAUUUAUAAUUUUUCUCAAAUUUGACCCUAUUCUUAUUUAUUCAGACUCUCUUCUUACUCAUUCAUGGCUAAGACCAAACCUGGAAAAAAAGACCUUGAUUCUUACAAUAUCAAAGGCACCAACAAAGUUGUUCGACCUGGUGAUUGUGUUUUGAUGCGGCCAUCAGACUCUGAUAAGCCUCCUUAUGUGGCUCGUGUUGAGAAACUUGAAGCUGAUCAUAGGAAUAACAUUAAAGUUCGUGUCAGGUGGUAUUACAGACCUGAGGAAUCUAUCGGUGGCCGCCGCCAGUUCCAUGGGGCGAAAGAGCUUUUUUUAUCGGACCAUUAUGAUGUGCAAAGUGCUCACACUAUUGAAGGGAAGUGCAUUGUGCACUCCUUUAAGAACUAUACUAAGCUUGAAAAUGUUGGAGCUGAGGAUUACUUUUGUAGGUUUGAGUAUAAAGCUUCCACUGGCGGCUUUACGCCUGAUCGUGUAGCUGUGUACUGCAAAUGUGAAAUGCCAUACAAUCCGGAUGAUCUAAUGGUGCAGUGCGAGGGAUGCAAAGAUUGGUUUCAUCCUUCUUGUAUGGGAAUGACAAUUGAAGAAGCCAAAAAGUUGGAACACUUUCUUUGUUCGGACUGCUCCUCUGAUGAUGAUGCAAAAAGAUCUUUAAAUGCAUUCCCAGUAUCACCGUCUAUUGAGGCCAAGUAUGAGGAACAUUGGACAAGUUAUUGAUUUGGAUGCGUGAUGAUUGAUGCCAUACUCUUUUUCUCUCUGCCAAUUCAAGUUGUAGUGUUUCUCGAGCAUUCUUUUAAUCAGUCAUUUGAAUCAAGCAUCAUUCUCGUUAAUAGGAUUGUAACCUCGUGGAGUCGAAGAGAAGGAAGAGGUAAUAUAUGACUUAGUCUUGUAAUUGUUGGGAAGGUACUUUUCUUGCACAUUAGCUCCAGUAUGUUGUUGAAUUGUACAGUGCUGAGAAGAUGCUGUGUUUGCACAAACCAGAGGCUUUCUAUUAUUCAUCAUUUUCGUAGUGUUUGUAUGUGUUAAUGGACUUUUAGGUGAUCAACUUUGUGCCUGUCGAUGUCAUCUUGGGUACUGUUCUCCUUUGAUAACAAAUCAAACUGAACACAUUGGAAAACCAUGGGAUUUUCUUUGUUAA